Molecule: messenger RNA, 657 nt
Organism: Penicillium taxi
Lineage: Eukaryota; Fungi; Ascomycota; Eurotiomycetes; Eurotiales; Aspergillaceae
Product: putative GAJ protein
Exons: 2
Coding region: 1-657 (218 amino acids)
Biological process (GO): reciprocal meiotic recombination
Molecular function (GO): double-stranded DNA binding
Source: RefSeq, a predicted model, not a curated record
AUGCCGGCCAAGCCCACAAAAACCGAGAAACUCGCACUAAUUGUAACUCAUCUUCGUUCAUCCGGCACUUGCUUCACUCUGAAGGAGCUGGAAAAGAAGCUACCGGCCAUUGCCUCCAUCAAUGGCAUCCAAGUCAAGGAAUUCAUUCAGGCGCUAACGGAUGAAGGCCAACUCCGAGUAGAAAAGAUCGGCAGCGGCAAUUGGUACUGGAGUUUUGACAGUGACGAAAAGCUUGAGCGCGAACGGCAGUUGGACCGGGUGAAGACGGAGGUGGAGAAGACCCGGAAGUCAUUCACCGAUCAAGAGGCCGCUCUAGCCACUGAGACCAUGCGACGCCAAGAUGAGCCGGACCAUGCUGAUGUUGACGAGCAACGACAGGUCUUACUUGAUACGAAAGCUGAGGUUCAGGCUGAGCUUCUUCGACUUCAGACUGCAGAGUCCCAGUCCGGCGAUUCGGUCAGCCACAAAGGCGUCAAUCAACUUCGAUCAGACCUUGUACGGUUCAGGCAGCAAGCCAUACAGUGGACGGAUAAUCUACAUAUCCUUGAGCAGUACAUGAACAAGCUGACCGGAGACCGACAAGCCGUUGAUGCAGUCUUACGUGAUUGUUAUGGAGACGAGUACGUGGACGGAGAGGGUCUUCGAGAGCUAUAUUGA